UUUUCUCUCAUCUUCUAUGCUUUUAUUUUACAUUUUUUUUUUCUCAACUUGAAAAUUUUUCACAGUAUAAUUUUCUCAUCACACGAAGCUUCCAGAAACUUCAUUUUAACAUUUCUAACAAAGUCACUUCAGUAAAUCGGUAAAUGUGAUUAAACAAUCAGUAACCGACAGCGAUGAUGUCACGAUUCUUCCGAAGCCGUUUCCCGGCGGCAAAAACGCUGAUCUCAUCACGUUUCUUCUCAUCGCCGCCGCCAAAAAUCGUUCGUUCCUGCGGUGGUUUAGCGGCGGAGAGUUUAGCUCCGGCGACCGCCAUGAAACCUGAUAAGUUUCGUUCCGGCGGUGCUGCGGUUGAUUUAGCGAUAGAUGAUGAUGAUGAUUUAGAUGAUGAAUUUGCUCCGGUUACCGGUGCGAAGCUUGGUGCUGCUCCGACGCUUCUACAGCCGCGCGUUGUUAUAUUCGACGGCGUCUGCCAUCUCUGUCACCGAGGGGUAAAAUUUGUGAUUAAGGCAGAUAAAGAUAAGAAAAUCAAGUUCUGUUGCCUGCAAUCUAAAGCUGCUGAACCAUACAUGAGAAUUUGUGGUGCUGACCGUGAGGAUGUUCUGCGUCGUUUUCUGUUCAUUGAAGGACCUUAUGAAUACCACCAAGGAUCUACUGCUGCAUUGAAGGUUCUUUCUUACUUGCCAUUUCCAUAUUCUGCAUUGAGCACUCUUAUGAUUGUACCAGCUCCAAUAAGAGAUGCGAUAUAUGACUACAUUGCCAAGCGACGCUAUGACUGGUUUGGGAAGGAUACAAACUGCUUAGUUUUGAAAGAGAAGGAACUGCUUGAACGAUUCGUUGAUAGAGAUGAAAUGGUUCGAAAGAAAUGGUCUGACGAGUAAUUCUGUAAUCAAUAUUUCAUCAUUUUCACUGUAAUUUCUCUCAUCUCUGUCUACCAUUAUCUCACACGAAGCUUAGUACAAAUUGUAAAUGAGUAGUGAAUUAGUGAUUUUUUGAAAAGAAAUGGACACAGGAUUAGCUUGUUAAUGA
Molecule: messenger RNA, 1026 nt
Organism: Erigeron canadensis
Lineage: Eukaryota; Viridiplantae; Streptophyta; Magnoliopsida; Asterales; Asteraceae
Exons: 3
Coding region: 174-878 (234 amino acids)
Molecular function (GO): protein-disulfide reductase activity
Source: RefSeq, a predicted model, not a curated record